Solea solea (common sole) is the source of this 1539-nucleotide messenger RNA. RefSeq names its product synaptoporin b (gene synprb). Gene Ontology annotation, cellular component: synaptic vesicle; synaptic vesicle membrane. The record is from RefSeq and is a predicted model, not a curated record. The coding region runs from base 66 to 983 and encodes 305 amino acids. The transcript is spliced from 5 exons. Lineage: Eukaryota; Metazoa; Chordata; Actinopteri; Pleuronectiformes; Soleidae.
CCUGGUGGUGACUAUAAAGCAACACAACAACACUGUGGAUUUGGACCCAAACUCUUGCUUUUUAAAUGUGUAUGGUUAUAUUUGCUCCGAUUUUUGCCAUCUGUGCUUUUGCGACAUGUGGAGGAUACCAUGGUCAUCUCCAGGUUAAAGUUGACUGUGCAGACAGGAGGCAGAGUAACCUCAGCAUCAACAUUGAUUUUAAUUAUCCUUUCCGAUUACAGCAGGUGCAUUUCAAAGCGACCUUGUGCGAGACGAAAAGAGAGGAGGUUCUCUUCCUGGAUGGAGACUCUUCUUUGGCUGCUCAGUUUUUCGUGACUGUGGGUGUCUUUGCCUUCCUGUACUCUCUGCUAGCAACCGUUGUCUAUGUGUUCUACCAGAACAAGUACCUGAAGAACAACAGAGGUCCACUUGUGGAUUUUAUCGUGACCGUCAUCUUCUCCUUCAUGUGGCUCAUCAGCAGCUGCUGUUGGGCCAAAGCUCUCUCUGAUAUCAAGACAGCCACAAACCCAACGCAGCUGCUUCUGCUCAUCUCAGCAUGCAGAGCUCAGGAAAACACAUGCACGGCUACCGAGGAGCCUCUUUGGUCACGUCUUAAUACGUCUGUGGUUUUUGGUUUUGUCAACGUCGUCCUCUGGUUCGGAAACAUUUGGUUUGUCUUCAAAGAGACAGGCUGGUACAAGACAGGUCAGAGAUACCCGACCAGGACGGCGUCUGGGAAACGCUCCAGUGAGAUGCGACAGCGGCUCUACAGCGAGAGCAGCUUUGACCAGCCGGAGGAGAGCCUUGGUCCACACUACUCCAGACAAGAGAGUUUCAAUCAGUCAAAGGGGGAUAUCGGUCAGCACCUCCCCAGGCAAGCGAGUCUCAACCAACCACAAGUAAGCUUCAGCUUACCACAGACAUAUCUUGGCAAACCUGUAACUCAUGACAGGGAGAAUAGAGUGGCUUCUCAGGGGCCGAUGAUAUUUGUCAAUGAGAUGUGAUUUUAAUGAGUGAUUGACAGUGUUGUGAAAAUAAUUGUUAAUAUACUGUAGAGAAGUGUAUUGUAGAUUAAAUCUGACUAAAAACUGAAUAUACGGUAUAUAAGGAAAAUAGAGACAUAAAUAAUGUUACUGAUGUGAAUUUGUUUUUCUUUUUGUGUGCUCCCUCUGGAUAAUGUGAUGUACUUGAGGGCUCGUCCUGAUGAUUCGAGGUCCUGCCACAAUACACAAUGAAGACAUUUGAAUAAAGUUUUAUUGGCUAUAAGGAAUAACAUUUUUCAUUUUUGCAUAUUGCAUAUUCUUACCUGUACAUGACAGCUUUUGUUUCCUUUUGACACAAAAAGAAGAGGAAAAGCAUUAUAUAUUAUUUUUAGUCAGUGCUUAGUUUGUUUCAUGUAACAAUAAUGUAUAUUAUGUGCAGUAUAAUUACAGAAAUAGCUGUACCAGAUCUAAAAACAAAAAAAUCUUUACUGUUUGAAUUGCAUGUGUUAUUCGUUUGUAUUUAUUGAUGGUUUCCUGGUAUAAUAACUGUUUUAAAAUGAAAGUGGAUAUUGUUAAA